GUUUCAAAGGUUUUUUGUACACGAUCACCACCACCACCACAACAAAAGAGUAGAAAUUGUUUUUCUCCAUCGCACGAUCUUAUUUUUCCGCCCAGAUUUUUUCUCACUCCUAAAAAGAAACUUUUGAUUUUCCAAAACUAUUUUCUUUCCGUUUUGGGAAGAAAAGAAAAAAACACCGUAAUUAGCUGUAUCCGAGUCUCCGGUGAAGAAGAAGAAGAAGAAGGAGGAGGAUCGUGCUGGGGUGUCCCUGUGAAACCAAUGCAACAUUUCGCGAAGCUAGAUGACUCCCCCAUGUUUCGGCAACAGAUGCAAUGCAUGGAAGAGAGUGCGGAGGUCCUACGACUGCGAUGCUCAAGUUUCUAUAAGGGAUGCAGAAAAUAUACGGAGGGACUUGGAGAAGGGUAUGAUGCAGACGUUGGCUUUGUAAAUGCACUUGAAUCUUUCGGUGGUGGUCAUGAUGAUCCCCUCUGCGUUGCUUUUGGAGGUCCUGUAAUGACAAAAUUCAAUGUUGCUCUACGUGAAAUUGGGACAUACAAGGAUGUUCUUCGUUCCCAGGUAGAACAUAUGCUGAAUGACCGAUUGCAUCAGUUUGUGAAUGUUGAUGUCCAAGAAGUUAAGGAAGCACGUAAACGGUUUGACAAAGCUUCCACUGUAUACGACCAGGCACGAGAGAAAUUUCUUUCAUUAAGAAAGAGUACAAGAUUGGAUGUGGCUGCCACCAUCGAGGAGGACCUACAUAGCGCAAGAACAGCAUUCGAGCAAGCCCGGUUUCAUCUGGUUAGUGCACUCUCUAAUACAGAAGCUAAAAAGAGGUUUGAGUUUUUGGAAGCUGUCAGCCUGACAAUGGAUGCUCACCUCCGUUUCUUCAAACAGGCAAGCAAAGGACAAUGGAUGAUACAAUGAUAUCUCUUUUCCUGUUUUCCUGACAUGGAAUGGGGAUAUGAGCUACUACAUCAAAUGGAACCUUUUAUUAAUCAGGUGUUGGCUUAUGCACACCAGUCUAGAGAAUGUGCAAACUAUGAAACGGCAUCACUUAAUGAAAAGAUGCAGGAAUACCAAAGGCAAGUUGAUAGAGAUGCUAGAAAAUCAAAUGGUUCUCCAACAGGGGAUGGCAUGAGACACAACUCAAGAAACUCACAAAAAGUCAUCGAGGCUGUCAUGCAAUGCCAAUCUGCUGCAAAAGGAAAGGUUCAGACUAUAAGACAAGGGUAUCUUUCUAAACGUUCGUCAAACUUGAGAGGUGACUGGAAAAGAAGGUUCUUUAUCCUUGAUAGCCGUGGGAUGCUAUACUAUUACCGCAAGCGAAGGAAUUGGUCUCCAGGAAAUGGAAGCCGUUCUGCUUCUCAGAAGAAUAUAACUUCAGAAAACAGUCCUGGUCUGCUAAGUCGGUGGUUGUCUUCUCAUUAUCACGUUGAUGAAAAACCAGUUGCACGUCACACUGUGAACCUGCUUACCUCAACUAUCAAAGUUGAUGCAGAUCAGACUGAUCUAAGAUUCUGCUUUCGGAUUAUUUCGCCUACAAAAGUUUAUACUUUGCAGGCAGAGAAUGCGCAAGAUCAGAUGGACUGGAUCGAGAAGAUAACUGGAGUUAUUGCUUCUUUGCUAAGUUUCCAGACACCUGAAAGAGCAAUCAAUCGUCUUUCUACAAUGGACGGAGAUACUUUCUCUGCAAGUGAUUCCGGUUCUGUAGCAGAUCCAAAUGAUGUCGAGCAGGCAGAAAGUGGAGAAAUCACCGUGGAAAAUAAUCACAUGACAGGAGGAAAACGUUCGAGGUUCUCAGGGUGCUUGCAGCAACAUGAUAUGAUGUCAAAGACUGAAAAGCCAAUUGAUGUGUUGACCAAAGUAUCCGGGAAUGAGAAAUGUGCGGACUGUGGUGCUCCUGAACCUGAUUGGGCCUCUUUGAAUCUCGGUGUCCUCAUAUGUAUCGAAUGUUCUGGUGUACAUCGCAACCUUGGUGUCCACAUUUCAAAGGUCAGAUCGCUCACGCUUGAUGUUAAAGUAUGGGAACCAUCGGUCUUGACGUUAUUCCAGUCGCUAGGUAACCUAUAUGUAAACUCAGUGUGGGAGGAGUUGUUGGACUCAGAGAGUAGAUCUUCGGGCACUCCCAAGUCAGAUCGACCAAGAAAGUUUCUUGCAAGGAAGCCUGGUUUCAGUGAUCCCAUAUCUAUGAAAGAGUUGUUCAUCCACGCAAAGUACUCAGAGAGGAUAUUUGUCCGCAAAGCAACAGACAGUCAGCAUCUCCAGGCAGUUUUUCAAGAGAUUUGGGAGAACGUGCGUGCCAACGACAAGAAUAAAUCAGUUUACAAACACAUCGUCUGCUCCCAAGCAGAUGUGAAUGCUCUACGUGGACAAGCAUCGUACACCGUGUCUUUGCCCUUGUCGAAGAUGAUGCAAAUGGAGGCGAAGGAGGAGACCCUUGCAGCCAAAUUCAAGAGAAUUGAAGAGGAGUUUCAGGAGAAUCCAGAGGGAUGUGCUAACUCGAGAACGGAAGGGAAGAGUAUGGUUAGAGAAGAAACUUCAAAGGACUGCUCUCUGCUUCACCUUGCUUGUCUUUCUGCGGAUAUCGGUAUGGUGGAAUUGUUGCUUCAGUAUGGUGCAAAGAUAAACGCAACGGACUCGAAAGGUCGGACUCCACUUCAUCAUUGUAUCAUCAGCAGGAGGUAUGCAAUUGCGAGGUUGCUACUGAUGAGGGGAGGAGAUCCAAAUGCUGAGGAUAAAGACAGUAACACACCGGUCAAAUAUGCUUUAGAGACAGACCUCAAUGACAGCGAACUAAUUGCUUUAUUAACAGACUCCAAAAGAUGACAAUGAAUCGCAAAAAAAGAAGACAUUUGAUUUGCUGCUUAUCACACGGAAGCAGAAAAAGGUUAUAGGACUAGAAGAGUGUUGCUCUCUUUUAGUUGGGGUUUGGUACUCAUAUUUUUGCCCAUCUAACCGGCGAUUUGUUCAUGAAGAGCGUAGAGAAUGCAUGUAGAUUUUCUUUGGUGCUUGCUAGGUUGAUGACACUCUGGUGUACAUAGUGUCUGGGUUUGUAUGUUCUGUAAGAUGGAAACCUCUGUUUUCUGUUGUUUGUGUAAUAAAAGACAAACUCACCAUU
Raphanus sativus (radish) is the source of this 3097-nucleotide messenger RNA. RefSeq names its product ADP-ribosylation factor GTPase-activating protein AGD1. Gene Ontology annotation, cellular component: cytoplasm. Lineage: Eukaryota; Viridiplantae; Streptophyta; Magnoliopsida; Brassicales; Brassicaceae. The transcript is spliced from 20 exons. Gene Ontology annotation, molecular function: protein binding; GTPase activator activity. The record is from RefSeq and is a predicted model, not a curated record.